GCAAAUGUACAGCAGAAGCUUCAAGGACUCUGUGCACAGAAUACACAGUAAAAUGGAGGUUUGAUAAAGAAAAACAAGAAUGUGUUCGUCUGUGGUGGGGCGGCUGUGCAGACAAUGGGAAUAUCUUUGAAUCACAAGCCAACUGUGAGGAUGUCUGCAUGAACACCUUGGUCAUCACAAAUCCUGACAAUUUUGUCAACAUUUGUGACAUGCCAGCUGACACUGGUCCCUGCAGAGGAAGUAUUCUGCGAUAUUAUUACGACUCAAGAGACAGAACGUGUCACAAGUUUUACUACGGAGGAUGCCAAGGAAAUGAGAACAAUUUUGUGGAAAUUGAAGACUGCCAAAAGGAAUGUAUGCAAGGUGUUGAAACAUCACAUUCCAGCACAACUACUGCCAUACAUAAACAAGAAACUUCAACAUUGCCAACAGCUGUUUGUUUAAUGCCAGCUGCUCCUGGACCAUGUUCUGCUGGUAUAAAACGAUGGUUCUAUGAUCACCAGUCAGGAACUUGCUCACAGUUUCAGUAUGGUGGCUGUGAGGGAAAUAGAAACAAUUUUGAAACUUUGGAAGAAUGCAAUGAUUUCUGUAAUGAUAAAGAAGUAUGUCUCCAGUCAAGAGAAAUUGGUCCAUGCCGUGCAGCAUUUCCCCGAUUUUUCUUUGACACUCAAACUAGGUCUUGCCUGAACUUUACAUAUGGUGGAUGCCAGGGUAAUUUAAACAACUUUGCAACAAAGGAAGCGUGUGACAAGAAAUGUUAUCAUCACAAACAUACUGGCAGUGAGACUGAUGGAAACUGUAGAGGAUAUAACAUCAUGUGGUACUACAGUGCUGACAGGAACUUGUGUUCACGCUUUGUGUACACAGGCUGUGGUGGAAAUGGCAACCAGUUUAACAGUGAACAGGAAUGCAAUGAUGAAUGUCUGAUGACAGAAGAAACAGAUGACAGUGACAAUUUGAAACAAACCUCUCCACUUGUAGAGACCACAGCAUCAACUAGGGCAAGGGGAGAUCACCAACUGGUUCUUGUGAAGCUGGGAGCUAGUGCUGAACUGACGUGUACAUUGAGGAAUUAUGGAGUACUUUGGGAUCAUAAUGGAUUUCGCCUGGCAUCAAAUUCACAUUUGGAAGUGUACAACAAUGGAACUCUGGUUCUUCUUGGUGUCACAGAAGACAUGUCCGGAACCUACUCUUGUAGAAUUUAUGAUGGACAUAGUACACCUCAUUCUGAGAAGUUCAGGGUUGAAGUUUACGGUAUGUUAUCAGAAUUGGUGUUUUCUUUUAUUCACUUCCUAUUUUACUGCUCGGGGUAUGUCCCACCCAAGAUUCUCCAUGGGCCAGUUCUGAUCAGUGUCAAACCAGGACACAAUGCAGUUGUUCAUUGCCAAGUUGAAGGCAGCCCUCA
Candidula unifasciata is the source of this 1405-nucleotide messenger RNA. Lineage: Eukaryota; Metazoa; Mollusca; Gastropoda; Stylommatophora; Geomitridae. The record is from the annotation of a GenBank genome assembly.